Molecule: messenger RNA, 1967 nt
Organism: Osmia bicornis bicornis
Lineage: Eukaryota; Metazoa; Arthropoda; Insecta; Hymenoptera; Megachilidae
Gene: Septin1
Product: septin-1
Exons: 7
Coding region: 565-1644 (359 amino acids)
Biological process (GO): cytoskeleton-dependent cytokinesis; regulation of exocytosis; cell division
Cellular component (GO): septin ring; synaptic vesicle; septin complex
Molecular function (GO): molecular adaptor activity; GTPase activity; GTP binding
Source: RefSeq, a predicted model, not a curated record
UCUUAACAUAUUUUGUAAGUUACUUAUGAAUAUACUGAAAUGUUUUAAUCAAAAUGGUUUUUGAUAAAAUUGUUUCAUGUUAGAUUUUUAUAAUUCAGCUAAAAUAAGCGGAGUAUCUUUUGCAAAUUAUCAAAGUUAUUUCGCCAGCCACGCCUAAACUUCUCCCCUAUAAAGGGUUAUCCCCCUUUUCCCUCCUGCCCGAAUAUACAGUAACAUUUCUUAUAUGUAUGUAUAGUUGGUGCAACAUCUUUUCAUGUGUUUCUCAAUCCACAUCAAAAAAGUGUAUUUGUUGAUUAUGGUUGUGCUUACUAUUGACUACGAACUAUUAAUGGAAAAAUAAUGUUGAUCAUAGUGGAUUUGAAAUUUAAAUUGUAACCUAUUGGAUCUUUUGUUCGUAUUCAUAUAAUAUAUAUAUAUUUUCGGCAUGAUUACGAUAUCACACUCUACCAUAAUACAACUUUUACUGGCUUGAAAUUUAGCUUUGGCUUGUUCCGUAUAACGUUUAAAGACGCCACGCAGUCAGCUUAAUUUCUUUUUACCGUUACAUUGAAUUAUUGAACAAAAAUGUCUAGCGAAAGCGUAAAAACGUUUGCUAGUCUUGAGACUCCUGGAUAUGUAGGAUUUGCAAAUCUACCUAAUCAAGUACAUAGAAAAUCAGUGAAAAAAGGAUUUGAAUUUACACUUAUGGUGGUUGGAGAAUCUGGUCUAGGAAAAUCUACGCUAGUAAAUAGUUUGUUUCUUACUGAUUUAUAUCCGGAACGUGUAAUUCCUGAUGCUAUAGAGAAAACUAAUCAGACUGUGAAACUUGAUGCUUCCACUGUGGAAAUUGAAGAGAGGGGGGUAAAACUUAGGUUGACUGUUGUUGAUACUCCAGGUUACGGAGAUGCAAUUGAUAAUACAGAUAGUUUUAGAGCCAUAAUACAAUACAUUGAUGAUCAGUUCGAAAGAUUUUUACGUGAUGAAAGUGGUUUAAAUAGAAGGAAUAUAGUAGACAAUAGAAUACACUGUUGUUUUUAUUUCAUUUCACCAUUUGGUCAUGGAUUAAAACCUUUAGAUAUAGAAUUUAUGAAACAGCUUCAUAACAAAGUUAAUAUUGUACCAGUAAUUGCAAAGGCUGAUGUACUUACAAAAAAAGAAGUAUUACGCUUGAAGAAACGUGUUAUGGAAGAAAUUGAAGGCAGUGGAAUAAAGAUUUAUCCCCUACCAGAUUGUGAUAGCGAUGAGGAUGAAGAUUACAAAGAGCAAGUUCGACAGUUAAAAGAAGCAGUUCCAUUUGCCGUAUGCGGAGCAAAUACUUUAUUAGAAGUAAAAGGACGGAAAGUACGUGGACGAUUGUAUCCAUGGGGUGUAGUUGAAGUUGAAAACCCAGAUCAUUGUGAUUUUAUAAAGCUAAGAACAAUGUUAAUCACGCAUAUGCAGGAUUUACAAGAAGUAACUCAAGAAGUACAUUAUGAAAAUUAUCGCAGUGAAAGAUUAGCGAAAGGAGCUCCUGUACCACCUCGCAGACAAACCAUUGUUGAAUCUGAAAAAAGUAACUCUGUAUCAGAGAAAGAUCGUAUUUUGCAAGAAAAAGAAGCAGAAUUACGACGCAUGCAAGAACUUCUUGCGGUAAUGCAGGCACAAAUGCAACAGCAACAACCAUAACUACACAUGCCUUGUGCACAAAUGUGCGAGGAAAGCCAUUCUUCGCCAUUACAGGUGCCAAAAAAGUGUAUCAAAUAAUUGAUAUUAUUCGAGAUAAAAAUUUUUAAAACUUAUUUUUGACAAACGUAUUUAUAAGAAAUAAGUUUUUCUAUUCAGUAUUUUUCUUUUUUAUACUAAGUCAUAAACAUAAUUGUUCGUGUUCCAGUAUCUCAACGAAAUCAAAAAGUGACAUAAAAAUAUAUAAGUUUAUGAGUGUGUAAUACAUAAUAUGACUAUAGCUUAAAAAAUUAUUUAUAAUAAUACAACAUAGACAUAUGUGAUAA